AUGGAUACCGGUAUUGAAGCCGAACAUCCUGAGUUCGAUAGGAGACUCCUCAAGGAGAUUGACCUUACUGGGCGACAUGGAGAGAAUGACACGGAUCGCCACGGCCACGGUCCAGCAAUGGCUGGUAUCACUGCGGCCAAUUCGAACAACGGCGAAGGUAUCAGUGGGAUCGCCGAUAAGGUGAAAAUCCGAUCGAUUAGGAUAUCUAUUCAUGGGAGGGGAAUUACUGCUGUCCAGCUUGUUCGCGCGUGGGAGGCGGUGUUAGCAUGUGGUGAUUCCGACAUCAUAGUAUACGCCUAUGCUGGAGGGGUUUGUCGUAGAACUGCGAGUAUAUAUAAUUAUGUGCUGAAGAAAGCUGUCAAAAAGGACUAG
Messenger RNA from Perkinsus marinus ATCC 50983, 372 nucleotides. RefSeq names its product subtilisin, putative. Gene Ontology annotation, biological process: proteolysis. Lineage: Eukaryota; Perkinsozoa; Perkinsida; Perkinsidae. The coding region runs from base 1 to 372 and encodes 123 amino acids. The record is from RefSeq and is a predicted model, not a curated record. Gene Ontology annotation, molecular function: serine-type endopeptidase activity. The transcript has a single exon.